This is a messenger RNA of Staurois parvus, 344 nucleotides long. The record is from the annotation of a GenBank genome assembly. NCBI's taxonomy places the organism in Eukaryota, Metazoa, Chordata, Amphibia, Anura, Ranidae.
UGCUGGUCCCACAGUGUGACCUGGGUCCCUGUACCGCCUCCCAUUGCUCCCACUCUGCCAUGUGCCACUUUGAGGUCUCCUCACACUCCUGCGGUUUUCCAUUUUGUCAUAGGUUGCUGGCAGAUUACAGGCCUCCCAUAGGUGCCGCCAGGCCCCAAAUCGGCCAUGGGCCCCCGUACCGCCUGGUCACGCUGCUGCUGGUCCCACAGUGUGACCUGGGUCCCUGUACCGCCUCCCAUUGCUCCCACUCUGCCAUGUGCCACUUUGAGGUCUCCUCACACUCCUGCGGUUUUCCAUUUUGUCAUAGGUUGCUGGCAGAUUACAGGCCUCCCAUAGGUGCCGCC